AAAAGAAAGAAGAGAGACGCCGUCAUAGGAGUGACACGUAGGUAUAAAGCCGAAGCAAGUGGUUUGUCGACGAAGCGGAAGGUUCGGACGACACAGCUGGAGACAGGCUGUCACCAACAAAGUCCCACUCACCUCUUUCUCUUUCUUCUCUUUCUUCUUUCCCUUCUUCUCUUUGUUCUUCUCUCUCUUUCUCUCUUUCUCUCUCUCUCUCUCUCUCUCACCCAAUCUCUCAAAUCAAUUAGGGUUUCCUCGUCCCUCCCAUCCCCAUACCGCUUCAUCACUGGAUCAACAUUUUCUGCACCAAACUGCAGGAACGAAAACAAACCGGACUUUAGAUUUUUUGUUCACUGUCUUUAUGUUCAAUAUGCUUGAAUUGGGAAAUAAAUCUUAGAGCAUCCUGGUUAAUAUGCGAUGUUAUGAAGUAAUCUACCCUUGGUGAGCAUUGGGAAGUUAAUCAGCCAUACUUUAGUUCUGGAAAGAAGACUCAAGCCCCGGAGAAUUUGUGGUAUCCAUGCUGUCAGAGAGCAUGCGUGGAAUCUGUACUUCGGGUAAUGCCCCUGUCGAGAUUUGCUGCCGAAGCAUUCGGUGUGGUGACAAUUUGUCUAGUAGCUAUCUUGACUCUUCUUGGAUUGGUAUGUGUUGCUUACUCGUUCUACUUCCGCUCUCGUAUUCGUAAUCAAGGUUUUGUUCAACUCAAUUAUUUUAGCGGUCCUUGGAUAAUUAGAAUUGCAUUCAUUUUAUUUGUAAUCUGGUGGGGUCUAGGUGAGAUAAUUCGGUUAACUUUGUUAAGACGUGCCCUUCACUUAAAAUGGAAGGAAACUGUUUGCAAGUGUUACAUUGUAUCAAACAUGGGAUUUGCAGAACCGUGCCUCUUCCUCACACUUGUGUUUCUCCUUCGUGCACCCUUACAAAGAUUGGAAACUGGAAUUAUGAGCAGAAAAUGGAAUGUGAGAACAUCUGGAUAUAUUAUUCUUUACUGCCUUCCCAUGUUUGUGCUUCAGAUUUUUGUUAUUUUGGUUGGACCUCAGUUAGACAAGAGUAAGAGUUCUGGUAAAAAGCUGCCUCAUUAUUUUACAAGUACAGCCGGCGCCUCAUCAAUGCCAGGGGAGAAUGAUGUCGCCCUUUGUACUUACCCUUUACUUAGUACUCUUCUCCUUGGCCUUUUUGCCAUUAUCCUGACUUCCUACCUUUUCUGGCUUGGUAGUCGGAUUUUGAAAUUAGUUAUCAACAAGGGUUUGCAGAAAAGGGUUUACACAUUGUUGUUCUCCGUUUUGUGUUGCCUUCCAUUAAGGGUUGUUUUUCUUGGUUUAUCUGUUUUAUCUGGACCUGAGCAUUUUAUGUUUGAAGCCUUUGUUUUCUUGGCUUUUCUUGCACUUGUAUGUUGUUCUGGGUUGUGCAUGUGCACACUUGUGUACCGUCCAGUUGCAGAUUGUCUAGCGCUGGGAAAUCUACAAGACUUGGAAGCUAGGACUAGAAGGUUUAAUGAUGAUCGUAAUGAUUCUGUGUCCCUUAUUGCUAACCAGAGUCAUAUGGAAGAUAAUGUUGGGGAAAAUGUUAGGCCUAGUCCUGGUAGGUGUUCUGAUGAAUCAACAAAGCGUGGAUCAAUUUCAUUUCGAACAUUGGAAAAGAGUGUUGCUUCAACUGGAACAUUUGUGGAACUAAGCCUUUUCUCUCCCAGCCACAGUGCAACCCCUCCAGGAUCGCCACCUCUUCCAGGUUGGCCUAUGCGAUCCCCAACCCAUGUUAUUGGACCUUAGUGGCAGAGCUAGUAGCUGAAUAUGUUGGGUGAAUGUCAAUUUUUGGAAAAGGAAAACUGAUUGUAAAGGGUUUAGCUUCAAUAAGGCUUUUUUCUUUUGGGUUCUGUUUGCUAAUUCUAGGUAUAAUGUUUUUGCCCUAGAAUUUAUUGAGUAGCUCUUUGUUGUCUUUUUUUUUGCUGCGCUAUCUCGAUAACAUUUUUCUACUGGAUUUUACUUUUGUACUUUAAAUGUUGGAAUACGUUUACUGGUCAUAUGUUCUCCUUGGUAA
Molecule: messenger RNA, 2025 nt
Organism: Cicer arietinum (chickpea)
Lineage: Eukaryota; Viridiplantae; Streptophyta; Magnoliopsida; Fabales; Fabaceae
Source: RefSeq, a predicted model, not a curated record